AUGGGAGUUUCAAAGCCAUUAUCAGGUUGCACAGUGAGCGUAGUUGAUCGGGACCUGUUGAACCAAGCACAUCUAUAUGUCUUGGAGAAUACGGAGGAAGUCCUACCUUAUAUCGAGCAACAUAUGAUCCACAUCCAGACCGCUUAUCCAAAAUUUAGAAAGAGAACAAAGUGGCUGCAGGAUAAGCACAAUAGCACUUUCAUUCAAUGGCUACGCUUCAAGGUGCAAAGUGAACUUAAUGAGGAAGACAAUCAUGGCGUAUCAGAAAAUUUAAGGUGGCUAGCAGCUGGUCCAAACAUGGCAGUGCCAUUAUAUAGGAGCUAUCUCAUUAAAGGUAUUAAAUUCAACAUCAAGGCACAAGAUGAUGUGCGGACAACUCAAAAUAGUGGAGUUUAUUUACUUGCACAUACUAUGCAAGUUGCUAGUGCCAAGGAUAAAAACCCAAUUCUCUCAAAUAUGGGUUUCUAUGGUGUCAUUCAAGAAAUUUGGGACCUUGACUACCAAAAGUUUACAAUCCCAGUCUUUAGGUGUGAUUGGAUUGAUAAUACUUCUGGUCUUGUAGUGGACGAACUUGGAUUUACCCUUGUAGAUUUGAGUAAAAUUGGACAUAGGAAUGACCAAUUUGUUUUGGCUUCUCAAGUCAAACAAGUAUUUUUUGUUGACGACCCGAUGCAUCGUGGUUGGUCGGUAGUGUUAUCAAUGCCUAAUAGAGAAUAUAAUGAUGUUAUUGGUGAUGAUGUCUUAGGUGAUGUGAGAAUUGAGUGUGAGCCAUUUACUAGGGGGAUGCCAAAUGUUGACACAUUUGAUGAAGUGGUGGUUGAGUUAGGGAGUCAAAAUAUUCGAGAUGGGUGUGAAGAUAUAUGGGUUGAAUGA
Messenger RNA from Prunus armeniaca (apricot), 873 nucleotides. NCBI's taxonomy places the organism in Eukaryota, Viridiplantae, Streptophyta, Magnoliopsida, Rosales, Rosaceae. The record is from the annotation of a GenBank genome assembly.